Messenger RNA from Lactuca sativa (garden lettuce), 1494 nucleotides. RefSeq lists its product as uncharacterized. The record is from RefSeq and is a predicted model, not a curated record. Lineage: Eukaryota; Viridiplantae; Streptophyta; Magnoliopsida; Asterales; Asteraceae.
AUGGAAUAUCAGAAUAGACAAAUUGUUCUAGAUCACCUCAUAUGUUCAGGGUUCUGUCCAAACUACUUGAAAUGGGUAUAUCAUGGGGACGACACAACAGUUGCAUCAACAAGCACAACCCAUAACGAAGAAGAAAGCAUAUUUCACCAUGAAAUGCAUGAAAUGUUGAAUGAUAUUUUUGAGAUGGAAGGUGGAAGGGGAGAGGAAAUACAUGAGAAUGCCUUAAAUAAUAGUCAAGAGAUGGGAAAUGGGAGAAAUAAAUUCGAUGACCUUAUGAAGGAGGCUGAAGAGAAAGUGUAUCCGAAUUGCAAAUACAACAAAUUAUCAUGUGUGGUGUAUUUGUACCAUUUAAAGUGUCUUGGUGGUUGGAGAUAUGAAAAAAUUCAUUCAUGUCCUAAUGGUUGCAUGUUGUUUUGGGAUGACAAGGAGAAAGAUGAAGUUUGUUCCUUUUGUGGGUCUUCUAGGUGGGAAGUUCAUGAAGCUAAUCCAGAACAAGAAGUGAGCCCUCCCAAGAAAAAGGCAUCAAAAAUAUUGCGGUGGUUUCCUCUAAAGCCUAGACUUCAGAGAUUGUUUAUGUCAUCAAAGACAUCUAAUUUUAUGAAGUGGCAUCAUGUGGAUCGUGUAAAAGAUGGAAAGUUGCGACACCCAGCAGAUGCAUUAAAUUGGAAAGAUUUUGAUGAAAAGUUUCCAGAAUUUGCUCGUGAUCCCCGUAAUGUUCGCCUAGCUUUGUCGAGUGAUGGUUUCAACCCGUUUAGGACAAUGAAUGUGGCACACAGUAUUUGGCCAGUUUUUCUUAUUCCAUACAACUUGCCUCCAUGGUUGGUUAUGAAGCAACAAAAUUUCAUUCUUUCUUUAAUCAUUCCGGGUCCAAAAAGUCCUGGAAACAAAAUAGACGUGUAUAUGCAACCUCUGAUUAAAGAGUUGAAGGAGUUAUGGGAGGAUGGAGUUAAUACAUUUGAUGCAUCAACGAAACAACACUUCCAGUUGAAGGCUGCUCUUAUUUCUACCAUAUCAGAUUUUCCAGGUUAUGCCAAUCUGUCAGGAUGGAGCACUAAAGGAGAACUUGCAUGUCCUAUAUGUGGUUUUGAUACUGAUUCCAAAUGGCUAACCAAUGGAAGAAAGUGGUGUUAUAUGUGUCAUAGGAGGUGGCUUCCAGUUGACCAUCGUUGGCGUUUAGACACUAGAUCAUUUCUUGGACGCCACGAAUUAAGAGUAGCUCCAGUUCCUUCUUCUGGAAAGGAGAUUCUACAAAAACUAGAAAAUACAAAAUUUCUUGUUGACAAUGUUAAUGGCGGUCCAUGGAAAAAGAAAAGUAUUUUUUUUAUGUUGCAAUAUUGGGAACAUUUGCUUUUACGUCACAAUCUUGAUCCGAUGCACAUUGAAAAAAAUGUGCAAGACAACAUAGUGGGGACAGUAUUAGGACAAGAAAAAAAGUCCAAAGAUAACUAUAAAACAAGGCUUGACUUACAAGAAUUAGGUAUGAGAAAGGAAUAG